Molecule: messenger RNA, 583 nt
Organism: Aspergillus heteromorphus CBS 117.55
Lineage: Eukaryota; Fungi; Ascomycota; Eurotiomycetes; Eurotiales; Aspergillaceae
Exons: 2
Coding region: 118-318 (66 amino acids)
Biological process (GO): protein secretion
Source: RefSeq, a predicted model, not a curated record
CUGAAGCUGAUCCACUAUCACGUGAUCAUAUUUCCCCGGACGCGCCAACUCCGUGAAAUAAACUCGCACAUACACCUCCCAACAAACAUCCAACGCAGAGACCCGACCCUGCCCAAAAUGCCCGUCUACCUAAUAUCCAAAGUCGCAGACCCCAUCUUCGCCCUCGCCAUCGGCACCUCCGCCGCCCUGCUACGUAUCCAACGGGACCAGCGCGAGAAAUUCCCCGAGCGGGCGAGCUCGAUAGGCAUCGGGGGUGUUUUGCAGAUGGGCACGAGUCGGGUGCAGAGGUGGUGGGCGGGCGAUUUUAAUGGUCUUUAGAAGGAGACAGGGAGGGAGGGAUAGUCACUCAUCCUCAUACUCAAAAACACAUACAAUAAUGAUCUUGUUAUGUUCUUCUGCUACUUGUUCUUGUUUGUUAACUGGGUUUGUUAUAUAUUACCAGGGGGAAGGGAGGGAGGCUUUGCGGCUGGAUGGCUGGCUGGCUGGAGUUUUGCGAUGGGAGUGGAGGCUUUCUCGCUCGCUCGCUCUUUCUCUCUCUCUCUCUCUCUCUCUCUCUCUCUCUCUCUCUCUCUCUCUUGCGUCU